AUGGAUAUGACAAAAGAGAAUAAGACAAGAAGUAAACAAAGAAGGAAGAAUGAAGAAGGGCAGAUGGAUAAAGAGGGCAAAAAGAGGCAAAAAAAGGAAAUAAUAGUCAUAGAAGACAGUGAAAAAGGAGACAGGAAUGACAUUAUGAAGAGAGGAGAACAGAAGAGAGGAAGAGAGAGAGAAAUCGACAUAGGAGAUGAAGAGAAACAGGGCGAAAGACAGACAAGAGACAGAAGAUGA
Messenger RNA from Acaulospora colombiana, 240 nucleotides. NCBI's taxonomy places the organism in Eukaryota, Fungi, Glomeromycota, Glomeromycetes, Diversisporales, Acaulosporaceae. The record is from the annotation of a GenBank genome assembly.